Molecule: messenger RNA, 622 nt
Organism: Hibiscus syriacus
Lineage: Eukaryota; Viridiplantae; Streptophyta; Magnoliopsida; Malvales; Malvaceae
Product: 60S ribosomal protein L35-like
Exons: 4
Coding region: 58-429 (123 amino acids)
Biological process (GO): translation; maturation of LSU-rRNA from tricistronic rRNA transcript (SSU-rRNA, 5.8S rRNA, LSU-rRNA)
Cellular component (GO): ribosome; cytosolic large ribosomal subunit
Molecular function (GO): structural constituent of ribosome; mRNA binding
Source: RefSeq, a predicted model, not a curated record
GGUUCGACAGAGAGAAGCAGCGAUUGCAGUCACUGCAGAAGAACAGCAAAGGAAACAAUGGCGAGAAUCAAGGUCCAUGAGUUGAGACAGAAAUCAAAAACCGAUCUUUUAGCCCAGUUGAAAGAUCUCAAAGCUGAGCUUGCUCUUCUUCGCGUUGCUAAAGUUACCGGCGGUGCACCGAACAAGCUUUCCAAGAUAAAGGUGGUGCGGCUGUCUAUUGCUCAGGUAUUGACAGUGAUCUCACAGAAGCAGAAGGCCGCACUGAGGGAGGCAUACAAGAAGAAGAAGUUCUUGCCCCUUGAUCUCCGUCCGAAGAAGACCAGAGCCAUUAGGAGAAGACUUACCAAGCAUCAGGCAUCGUUGAAGACAGAACGGGAGAAGAAGAGGGAAAUGUACUUCCCAAUGAGGAAGUAUGCCAUUAAGGUUUAGGACAAGAUAUUUCAGAAAGAUUCUAUUUUUUGAAUCCAUUUAUCUUUGCUUACUAGCAACAUAUUGCGAAACCGGAGUUGUAAUCUUGUUCAAUUUUCGAGUUUUUGAACUUUUCCGAUGUCAAACCUAGAUGUUGAUCUUUUUGAUGAAGUGGUAAUCGAAAAGAGGGACUGACUUUUGCAUUUGUUGAUGA